Messenger RNA from Thlaspi arvense, 2646 nucleotides. NCBI's taxonomy places the organism in Eukaryota, Viridiplantae, Streptophyta, Magnoliopsida, Brassicales, Brassicaceae. The record is from the annotation of a GenBank genome assembly.
CUGAGAUAAUAAACAAAAAUUUUAAAAGGAAAUUAAAUAGUUUGGGGGAAAAAAUUAUAGUGGCUGAGAUUUCUCCAUCUCCGUAGCUUCUGGUCUCUUUUCUGCUUCCUUGAUCAAAAGCAAGAGUGUGCGUCUGCUUCCUCUUCUCCUUCUUCUUCUUCGUCUUCUUCUUCUCAGUCUCUAGAUUUCUUACUGUUUUCUUCUCCGAGGAAUCAGAAACUUAAGAUUCUAAUCUCCAAAAUCUUCCCAAAAACCAUGGGAUCUUCAGCGAGUCCAGGCUGAGUUUACUUCUUCCAUCUCCGAUCUCCAUUCUCUCUUUCUAAUCAAAUGAUUCCAUCUUCCAUGGAAUCUCAUAUAAGCUGAAAUCGUAUAAAACAGUGAGUUUCGUAAGAGAAGAUCUGAAGCUUGUGUGUAGCUUCUUGUUCUCGAGCUCAGUGAUGGAGACAAACUCGUCGGGAGAAGAUCUGGUUAUCAAGACGAGGAAGCCAUAUACGAUAACAAAGCAACGUGAACGAUGGACUGAGGAAGAACAUAAUAGAUUCCUUGAAGCCUUGAGGCUUUAUGGUAGAGCAUGGCAGAAGAUUGAAGAACAUGUAGCAACAAAAACUGCUGUGCAGAUUAGAAGUCAUGCUCAGAAAUUUUUCUCCAAGAGGGUAACAGGAUUUCUCUCAAUCUCUCAGGUAGAGAAAGAGGCUGAAGCUAAAGGUGUAGCAAUGGGUCAAGCGCUGGACAUAGCUAUUCCUCCUCCAAGGCCUAAACGAAAACCAAGCAAUCCUUAUCCUAGAAAGACAGGAAGCGGAAAUAUCCCGAUUUUCAAAACGGGUGUGAGUGAUGGAAAAGAGUCUCUUGGAUCAGAAAAAGUGUCCCUCCCUGAGAUGGCCAAUGAAGAACAAUCGAAUCUGGAAGAGACUCUGCAGGAAGACAACUGUUCAGAUUGUUUCACUCAUCAAGACCUCUCUGCUGCACCUUCCAUGAAUAAAAGUUCUGUAGAGACAUCAAAUACAACCACUUUUCGGGAGUUCUUACCUUCACGGGAAGAGGUGAGGCAGAAUAACAGGAUAAGAAAGGAGUCAGACUCAGAGAAUUGCAGUGACUUGAAUGCAAAACCUCUUGAGAGCGAUGUGGUGGAUAAUGAGCAAGGACCUCAGACUUAUCAAAGGCGUAUCCCUGUGCCAGUGCCAUUGAGGAGCUCGAUGACAAGUCCACUGUCACAUCCUCCUUCAGUGGCAGACGAGAAUGACGCCCCAAGAUAUAGUCAUCCACACGCAGCUGCAGGCGAUUAUCAGUCGUUUCCUAACCAUAUUGUGUCAAACCUUAUACAGACACCGUCUCUCUACACCGCUGCUACUUUCGCAUCAUCCUUUUGGCCUCCCGAUUCUGUUGGUGGUGGCUCACCUGUCCAAGGGAACUUACCUCCGAAUCUGGCUGCCAUGGCUGCAGCAACUGUUGCAGCUGCAAGCGCUUGGUGGGCUGCCAAUGGAUUGCUGCCUCUGUGUGCUCCUUUUAGUCCAGGUGGUUUGACCUGUCCCCCUCCAGCUACUUUUGGGCCGUCCGGUGAAGUGGACGACACAAAGGCAAGCACUUUACCACGUGUUUCUGCGCAGAACGGAGAGAGGAUGAAUGAACAAGAACAAUCCGAGGCGUCAAAGGCUCGAUCUUCGGUGGAAUCAGAGGAGGUUGAAAAUGGGAGUAAACCAGGUUGUCAUGAGCAGCCUUCUGCAGCAGGCGAGACUGAUGCAAAGGGCUCGGAUGGAGCGAGUGACAGGAAACAAGUUGACCGGUCUUCGUGUGGCUCAAACACUCCCUCGAGUAGUGAUGAUGUGGAGGCGGAUGCAUCAGAGAGGCAAGAGAAUGACACCAAUGGUGAAGUGAAAGAAGCGAAUGCAGCAGACACUGUUAAUCCUCAGACUUCAGAGUCAAAUGCACGCCGCAGUAGAAUCAGCUCCAAUUUAACCGAUCCAUGGAAGGCUGUGUCAGAUGAGGGUCGAAUUGCCUUCCGAGCUCUCUUUGCCAGAGAAGUAUUGCCACAGAGUUUUUCAUAUCAGAAAGAAAACAGAGAGGAGGAAGAGGAACAACAAGAAGAACAACAACAUAGAUAUCCAAUGGAACUUGAUCUUAACUGCACAGCUCAGUUAACUCCAGUUGAUGAUGAUCAAGAGGAACAGAGAAACGUGGGAUUUUUGGGAAUCGGGUUGGGUGCUUCAAAGCUAAGUAGAGGAAGAACAGGUUUCAAACCUUACAAAAGAUGUUCAACGGAAGCCAAAGAAAGUAGAAUCAUCCACACCAAUCCUAUCAUCCAUGUGGAACAGAAAGAUCCCAAACGGAUUCGGUUGGAAACUCAUGCUUCCACAUGAAAAGUUGAAACUUUCUUUGUGCUCUGCUUUUUUUUUUUCAAAUUUCAACAUCUUCUUCUGUCCUUUGAGGCCUUUUGUAUUUUGUCCACACACACUUCCCUUGUCCAUAGUCUUCCUGUAACAUUUGACUCUGUAUUAUCAACAAAUCAUAAACUGUUUAUUCGAAAUUCCACAAGCUUUAUUGCUCUCUUUAUCAAGAACACUAAACCAUAAGCCAUGGAACAAUGACGUUUGGUAACGAAUGUCAACCAAUCCUGAACUGUUGUUAUUAGGUGCAAUGAUUGUCACUGUU